CAUGCUCGGUACUCCGGCCCGGUUAGCACUAGGAGUAGGAAGGGCUUUCAACGCCGGCUGGGGCGACCGCCAGCCGGCACUUUGAUGAAUCACGUGUGUUGAGGCCGUCUUAAAGAGAUAGGCACCUACUUUUCCUCCACCCUAAACACCGCCCCGAGGGUGGAGGCGACCGCGGUGAUUGCAGCUGCUUAGGGGCAGGGCUUGCCCCAGCGCUGAGUGGUGGUGGCACCGGCGUGGUUUGCGUCGGGGUUGCCUGAGCUUGGGGAGACCCGUUGGCCUGGGAGCGGCUCUUGGCGGGCAACCCUUUCCGUCCGUGGACGCGGGACAUCCUGAGCGCUCCAAGGGGUUUUUGCCCUUGAGGAGACUUGGGCUUUCUAGGCGGCAGGUGACAGGGCCGGGGAAAGAUGGAGCAGCCCGGGGCGGCGGCGUCCGGAGCUGGAGGCGGAGGCGGCGGCGAGGAACCCGGCGUGGGCCGGAGCAACAAGCGAGGCACGGGGAACCGGGCCGCCAACGAAGAGGAGACGAAAAACAAACCCAAAUUGAACAUUCAAAUAAAAACUUUGGCAGAUGAUGUGCGUGACCGAAUUACAAGUUUCAGAAAAUCUGCCAUCAAAAAAGAAAAACCUCUUAUUCAACAUCCUACUGAUUCUCAAGCUGCCAUGGGUGAGGUUCCAUCAGCUCAGAUAUUACAUGAUGAACGAUCUCUGAUUUUGUCUGAAAAGGAAGUUCUGGACCUCUUUGAGAAAAUGAUGGAGGAUAUGAACCUUAAUGAAGAAAAGAAGGCUCCUUUGCGAGACAAGGAUUUUACCACCAAGCGUGAGAUGGUUGUCCAGUAUAUUUCUGCUACUGCCAAAUCUGGUGGCCUGAAAAACAACAAACAUGAGUUCACCCUUUCUUCACAAGAGUAUGUUCAUGAAUUGCGAUCGGGCAUCUCAGAUGAGAAACUCCUCAAUUGCCUGGAAUCUCUUAGAGUGUCCUUAACCAGCAAUCCUGUCAGUUGGGUUAACAACUUUGGCUAUGAAGGACUUGGCGUCUUACUGGAUGUGCUGGAGAAACUUCUGGACAAAAAACAGCAAGAAAAUAUCGACAAGAAGAACCAGUACAAAAUCAUUCAGUGCCUGAAAGCAUUUAUGAACAAUAAGUUUGGACUACAAAGGAUUCUAGGUGAUGAGAGAAGCCUUUUACUGUUGGCAAGAGCAAUUGACCCAAAACAACAGAAUAUGAUGACUGAAAUAGUAAAAAUCCUUUCUGCUAUUUGCAUUGUUGGGGAAGAGAAUAUUCUGGACAAACUUUUAGGGGGCAUCACUGCUGCAGCUGAACGAAAUAACAGAGAACGAUUUUCCCCAAUUGUGGAAGGCUUAGAAAAUAAUGAAGCCUUGCAUCUCCAGGUGGCCUGCAUGCAAUUCAUAAAUGCACUUGUAACUUCUCCAUAUGAUCUUGAUUUUCGAAUUCAUUUGAGGAAUGAAUUCCUACGUUGUGGACUAAAAGCAAUGCUCCCAAGUCUUAAAGAGAAAGAAAAUGAUGAGCUUGAUAUUCAGUUAAGGGUGUUUGAAGAGAACAAAGAAGAUGACCUAACUGAAUUAUCCCACCGUCUCAAUGACAUUCGAGCUGAAAUGGAUGAUAUGAAUGAAGUCUUCCAUCUUCUUUAUAAUAUGCUGAAAGACACUGCUGCUGAAGGUUACUUAUUAUCCAUUCUGCAACAUUUUCUGCUCAUCAGAAAUGAUUACUAUAUCAGGCCACAGUAUUAUAAAAUAAUUGAGGAGUGUGUUUCACAGAUAGUGCUGCACUGCAGUGGCAUGGAUCCAGACUUCAAGUACAGGCAACGCAUAGACUUUGAUUUCACUCAUCUCAUAGAUGCUUGUGUAAACAAGGCAAAAGUUGAAGAAAGUGAGCAAAAAGCAAUGGAAUUUUCAAAGAAGUUUGAUGAAGAAUUCACAGCUCGUCAGGAGGCUCAAGCAGAGAUUCAGAAAAGAGAUGAAAAAAUCAAAGAACUGGAAUCAGAAAUCCAGCAACUUCAAGCCCAGGGACCUGGAUCUGCAUUUCCAGGGCCACCUCCACCACCUCCACUACCAGGUGCAGGGCCAUGCCCACCACCUCCUCCACCACCACCCCCACUCCCAGGAGUAGGUCCUCCUCCACCACCACCAUUGCCUGGUACUGCACCACCACCACCACCUUUGUUUGGAGCACCUCUUCUACCACCACCCCCUGGAGGAAUCACUCCUUCCCUACCAGGACCAGUUGAGCUACCAUAUGGAAUGAAGCAGAAAAAACUGUAUAACCCCGAGGUAUCCAUGAAAAGGAUCAACUGGUCCAAGAUUGAGCCUAGAGACUUAUCUGAAAACUGUGUUUGGCUAAAACUUAAAGAAGAGAAGUAUGAGAAUCCAGAUCUUUUUGCAAAAUUGGCCUUGACAUUUCCUUCCCAGAUGAAAGGCCAAAGGCAUGGAGAGACUUCAGAAGAAAAUAGGAUUGGGCCUCAAAAGAAGAAAAUGAAGGAAUUAAGAAUUUUGGAUACCAAAACAGCCCAGAAUCUGUCUAUCUUCCUUGGCUCUUACCGCAUGCCUUAUGAGGAAAUAAAGAACAUUAUUUUGGAGGUUAAUGAAGAGUUGCUCAGCGAGGCCCUAAUUCAGAAUCUUGUGAAAUAUCUUCCUGAGCAGAAUGUACUCAGAGAACUAGCACAGCUUAAGAACGAAUAUGAUGAUCUCUGUGAGCCUGAGCAGUUUGGUGUUGUGAUGAGCACUGUGAAUAUGUUACGGCCUCGUCUCACAAGCAUCCUUUUCAAACUCACCUUUGAAGAACAUGUCAACAACAUCAAACCAAGCAUCAUAGCAGUAACUCUUGCGUGUGAAGAACUGAAGAAAAGUGAAAGCUUUAACAGACUCUUAGAGUUGAUUCUUCUGGUUGGAAACUACAUGAACUCAGGCUCAAGGAAUGCCCAGUCUCUGGGUUUUAAGAUCAACUUUCUGUGUAAGAUCAAAGACACAAAAUCAGCAGAUCAAAAAACAACUCUUUUGCAUUUUCUUGCUGAAAUUUGUGAUGAACAACACCGGGAUAUCCUAAAAUUUCCUGAAGAGCUGGAGCAUGUGGAAAGCGCAAGCAAAGUUUCAGCUCAAAUACUCAAGAGCAACCUUGUAGCGAUGGAGCAAAGCAUUCUUCAUCUGGAGAGUAACAUCAAGAAUUUCCCCAAAGCAGAGUCUCUUCAUGAUAAAUUCGUGGAAAAGAUGAUGAGCUUUACGCAGAAUGCAAGAGAGCAGUAUGACAAACUGUCCACCAUGCACAGCAAUAUGUUGAAACUGUAUGAGAGUCUGGGAGAAUACUUCAUUUUUGAUCCGAACAUAGUAACCAUAGAAGAAUUUUUUGGUGAUCUCAACACCUUCAGAACCCUUUUUUUGGAAGCAUUGAAAGAAAACCACAAGAGAAAAGAGAUGGAAGAGAAGAGCAGGAGGGCAAAGCUUGCAAAAGAGAAAGCUGAACAAGAGAAGCUGGAACGUCAGAAGAAGAAGAAGCAGCUCAUUGAUAUAAACAAAGAGGGUGAUGAGACUGGAGUGAUGGAUAAUCUUCUGGAAGCCCUACAGUCAGGUGCAGCAUUCAGAGACCGCAGAAAGCGAAUUCCAAGGAAUCCAGAUAACAGACGGCCCACUCUGGAAAGAUCACGCUCUCGCCACAAUGGAGCCAUGCCAUCCAAGUGAUUCCUGUGACCAGGGAGAAUGGAGACAUUUAAGAAAACAAAAUCAUCCAUUUUGAGAGGAACAAAUAUACACUUAAUAGUUGUAGUGGAAAUAAAUGCAUUUCCACAAAGGUCAAACUGAUCUGGGUGAAAGGAUGUGUUUUUAUUGGAGUACUGCAAGGACACUCAUCUGAACUUAGAUGGCAUUAUUAGAAAACAUUUGUUCCUCUCUAAAGAUACAUAUAACUUGUCAUUGUGUAUAAAGACCUAACUGUGAAGAUCAAAGUAUAAAUCAUCGAAGAAUCCUAAGGCUUCUACCAACAUUCCAGUCUGUCAAAUAAUUUAAAAACUGAAAUUCUAGGUCAGACCUACCCACCCCAUCCCCCCAAAAUAGACAAAGGGCCGGGGAAAGAUAGGAAGAAUUUCCAGGGUCUACUUUCAGCUCAUCUUAUGUAUAUCUUGUAAAGUCUAGGAGAAAAGGUGCACUAAUGAUUGGGAAGGGGCAAAUAGUACAUUCUAAAAGAGGCCCAAUUCACGGUAUUUAGACCCCAUCUCAAGUGAAAGCUAAUGGAUUCAUCUAUGUGGCAGAAAUUAAUCUUCCCAUUACUCUAAUGUUUGAGGGCAGUGUCGCAGGCACUUAUCAUUGGUAAAACUAAACCAAAGUUUAGCAGAAUCCUCUAGAUUUCAACUUUAUUUAAGAUGUAUUUUUUAAUUCUCCAUAGGUAUCUGCCUUAUAGAAAAUCUUUAUACAGCUAUUUUUGAGAAAACUUCUAUACUUUCAUGUAUGUGCUAGGGAUGAGCCUGAAAUUCUAUUGCCUUUAUUUAGAUUUUAGAGGAAAAUAUUGAUUCCUAGUUCUUCCCUCUAUUACUUCUUUCUCCUUUCACCCCAGAACAGAACUGCAGAAGAGUACAGAGAGAAGAAAGUGACUUUUUAAUGCAGGAGGAAACGUUGGGAAGGUCAAUUGGUUGGUCUCUAGUUCUAUCCCUUUUCCCACUCCACUUUGGUAGUUGAAGAAAAUGUAAUUCUCUCUCCCCACUUCCUAUUCCUCCUGUCUUCUCCCUCCCUCCCUAUUUACCUACCAAGCUACCUCCUUCACUCCCUUCUUCUCCCACCUUCUCCCUUCCUAUCCCUCCCUCUCCCUCCAUCUCUAACGGGCGUGCAUGUGUGUGUGUGUGUGUGUGUGUGUGUGUGUGUGUGUGUGUGUGUGUGUUUAUAUCUCUUACAGAAGUAACCCGUACCCUAGUAAGAAGGUAAACCUCUCUGUCAUCAUCAUACUUACUUACCUUAUAUUAUUAAUACAUUUCAGUGAUGCUGCCAAAACAAAGCCAACAGAUAAAGAAGCUCAGCCUUGUUUUAAAUAUUUGAGAGACCAGAAAUUAUACUUAACUUGUCUAUUCUCUUACAAUGUGCAUUUGUAAUAAUUGGUGUAAUUUCUCUGGAGUGUAAUUUCAAAACUAAUUCAUGCAGAUGAUUGUGAUUGCUGUAAAAGAUUGCUUGUAUGUAUAUUUCUUAUGCAGAUAAUUCUAUUUCUAUUCCACCAAAGCACAUUAUAGACAAUUAAAGAAAAGAACACAUAACUGACUUGGCAAGCCUUCUUCUAAGACAAGGUAAACCAGUGACCAGUAGCACACAGAUUCUUUCUACGGAUGUAAAGUAAUUUAAACGGUUGCCUUUCACUUAUUCUUACUUGGGUAUUAUAUUUCAAAAUACUCUGAAGCUGCUAUAAGUAGAGAAAUCAGAAGGUAACAAUGUCUGAGUUUUUUCCUUUUGUUCUUAUGUGAAAACACACACACAUACAUACACACAUAUGAUUUAGAACAUACCACUUUCACACACUUUUUAAACAAUCACUAUGAAGUUUAGGUUCUACUAAUUGCUGUAAAUAACUACUGUAUGCAUUUUCAAUUUUACAAAGUAUUUUCUGAAAUAUUGUGGUAUGGCUUAUUUGAGGUUUUUUAGUUUUGUUUUUAUAGCUUUUCGGGCUGUAAAAAAUUGAUCUUGAAAUGUAAACUUUGACUGAAAUUUGGGGCAUUUGCCCUGCCAUAUUAUCUAACUGGUCAAGGUUGAAAUACUGAUGUAUAUCACCUUUUCCAGAUGUGAACUUGCCUUAUUUUCUAGUUUGUAAACAAAAAUUAAUGAAGUACUAUUAUUGAUAAAUUAUAUAUUUGUAUUUAAAUGCAUUCCACGUGCUUUUCACAAACAUUAGAAAACCUUUCAGGGGACAGAUGCAUAAUUAACUCAUUGACUUAUAAUAGUCCUGUUCUGGCUACUUGCACUUUUUGUUUUAGGUUGAAAGGUAUCAUCCAAAAACAAAAGUACAUAGUGGUAUUUUUUAAAAGAAAACCAAAUUAGGAUGAAAUAUUUUAUGUGUUUUUGUUUAUUUCUGCCACACAUAAAAAAUGCCUGUUUCUACAACUUUUUCUUCAUAAUAUUACAAAACAAGUUAACUGAUUAGAAUAUUUUCCUUUGGCUACUGUAAUGAUUUACCAUCAGUCUUAUAGUUUAAGACCCCAACAAUUUAUUGUUCCAUGGUCCUGGAGGCCAGAAGCUUGACAUCUGGACAUCAGACCAUUCAUGCUACCUCCAGAGGCUGCAACAGAGGCCCCCUUCUUUGCUUUGUCCAUUUCCCAAUGGCCAAUGGCAUUGUGUGGCUUGUGGCCACAUUUUUCUCUGUUCCUUUUUACAUCAUCUUCUCUGUGUACCUGAUCUCUCUCAGCCUGUCCUGUUGAUGGUGGCAUUUAGAGACUGCCAUCUUAAGACAGGAUAAUCCUCUCUGAUAACAACAUACCCUGAACUUUAUGAUAUCUCUAUGACCCUUCUUUCAAGCAAGCUAACCUCCAGGUUCUUUCCUAGAUAGUUUAGCUCUGUAUUUGAGAUAGUUGAAUGAAUCUAUAAAUGUGUGCCCGAUCUUUUCAUCACAAUUCAAAAGCUGGCAGGCUACAUCCUUUUCCUUAGCUCCAAAGUACAUCUUCACACAGAAUUUCCUCAUUUUAUCAUCUUUCACUCUUAACAAAAUUUACCAAAUCAAGUGUUAAUUCCUUCUUGACAUAAUGGUUCUUUCUUCACUAUAUCUCUUGUCUUAUUUCUUUUCUUGUUUCAAAUUUUAAUUUCCUCCUAUCUGGUUCUUCUUUAAAUUAGUACAAAGGUAGUAAGUUGCAUUAUGGUAUUUUCAUGCUUUGUUGUUGUUGAUGAUGAUGAUGGUGGUGGUGGUGGUGGUGGUGGUGGUGGUGGUGAUGAUGAUGAUGAUGAUGAUGAUGAUGAUGAUGAUGAUCCUUCUGCCCUCGAUUCUACCACUACCCACUACUUUGGUCCCCUAGUACCUCCCAUUUCACUGUCAUGUCUCAUAUAUUCUAUUCCACCCCCUAAGACUUCUUUUCCUCAGCAAAAAAUGAACUAACUAUACCUACAACACUUAGCCUGCCAAGCUCCUCAAUUUUAUCACUUACAAGGUAAAGAUUAGUUUUGCAUAAAACUGUAGGAGACAAUUCAGAUAAGUUGUUGUUCGUUUUGUUUUGUUUUUGCUGCUGUAUAACAACAACUGCCUUUCUUCCAAUUCCCACUACAGUAUUCAUUUCCUGUUGUGCCCUCACCGGAAAUGCCUUUAAUAUCCACAUUUCUAUCAGUGGUUUGGCUCAGGCAAUCUAUAGUGUCUCUAUUAAGUUUACCAUCAACAGUUGUACCACCCUCCACCCAGCAUCCAAUUCAAAAGCCAUUUUCACAUCUGUAGGUAUUUUUCAUAGCAGUACCCCAGCUCAUACUAAAAUUUAUAUCAGAUUUCUAUGGUUACUGUAACAUAUUCCCACAAACACAGAGGGAUAAAAUAGUAGAUUUCUUGUUCUGUAGUAUUUUUAAGGUCACAAAUCCAAAACCAUGCUAUUGGCAGGAGAGUACUCCUGUGCAAGCUCUAGGAGAAAAUCCAUUCUUUCCAUCUUUUCCUGUGAUUGUCAUUAUUCCUUGGAUUGUGGCUUCAUCUUACUACUCUCUCUUGUUUGACAUCUUCCCCUCUGUAUAUAUAAUCUACCUCUGCUUUUCUCUUGUAAGAUAGUUUUGAUGACCCGUUCAGAUUAUCUGUUAUAACAUUUGGAUUUUCAGAGCCUACAUUUAAUUACAACUUCACAUACCUGUCUAACAGAAUAAGGUAAUAUCACAGAAUCUUGGAAUUAGCACAUAAAUGAACAUGUCUUUGGGGGGGCAUAAUUCAGCCACUACAAUAGUCAUUGCAUAUAAAUGUACUUUAUACUUUUUAAAAUGCAUCCUUGGUGCUCAAGCCAAAUUUAAGGUUGUUAUUAAAAGCUACUGUCUACACAGGCUACUGCAUGCUUUGUUACUAAAUAGACAAAAAGACUAUUCUAAAUUUUGGUUAAUACUUUCGCCACUGUAACCAAUGAGCUGAAAAAAAUCACUGAUCACAACUCUACUCUGGUGUAUCUCUUCUGCCCCCUUUUUUUAUGAAGCCUUUGUUGAAAUAUCUUCUAUCAUGCAUAAUGUAGGCACAAAACUACCUCUGAUACAGAAGGGUUCUUUACAAACUUCCUUUAGAUAUUUUGAAUCCCUCAGCUGAAGGGAGAGGUAAAAGCAAAGACUGUGUUGAAUGGGUAUUGAGGGAGAUUGUGUCCAUAGCAAGCCACCUUAAAGAAAUAGUUCAAGUAGCAGUAAAACUGUCAAUUUGUGCUAUCAUUUCACCUUGGAAUAAACACCUGUAUUUGCGCCGGACCAAUAAUGACUUGCAGUCUCUGUAUAAUGCCUACUAAUCCAAUAAAGCUUAGAUCUGCAUUAAA
This is a messenger RNA of Rattus norvegicus (Norway rat), 8446 nucleotides long. It is a transcript of the gene Diaph2, whose product is annotated as diaphanous-related formin 2. The record is from RefSeq and is a predicted model, not a curated record. Gene Ontology annotation, cellular component: cytoskeleton. NCBI's taxonomy places the organism in Eukaryota, Metazoa, Chordata, Mammalia, Rodentia, Muridae. Gene Ontology annotation, biological process: actin cytoskeleton organization. Gene Ontology annotation, molecular function: small GTPase binding; actin binding.